Suillus fuscotomentosus is the source of this 428-nucleotide messenger RNA. RefSeq lists its product as uncharacterized. The record is from RefSeq and is a predicted model, not a curated record. The transcript is spliced from 2 exons. Bases 81 to 368 code for a protein of 95 amino acids. Lineage: Eukaryota; Fungi; Basidiomycota; Agaricomycetes; Boletales; Suillaceae. Gene Ontology annotation, biological process: outer mitochondrial membrane organization.
UCCAUACCCGGCCAACACAAACUUCCAUCUGGAACGCAGACUUCGGCGUUACCCGACUUGGAAAACUACGUGAUUGAGCAAUGACCUCUACCAGCUCGCGGAGCUCGUCGACCAUUACGGCGACGAGGCUGUCAAACCAGCAACCACUACAGCCGCCACCACCUAAUCCAUCUAGUCGCUUCCCAGUCACACCAGCUGUAUUGCGCUCCAUAUUCACAUCGUCGCGCACGCCCCACGAGGAGAGGUCCAUAUCUCGUGUCGCAUUUUUCAGGUUCGCCGGCUUUCUGCUCAGUUGCGUGUGCAUCAGCUUUGCUGCUGCGAGAGGAAGGGGGAUGAGAGGAAGUGCCGGUCUUCUAGGAGUUGUUUGACCGACAAAAUAUCAAUGUAAAGUCUCAAAUUUGUCAAGAGUUGGCUCGAAGUCAGAACUU